This is a messenger RNA of Plenodomus lingam JN3, 1029 nucleotides long. RefSeq lists its product as uncharacterized. The record is from RefSeq and is a predicted model, not a curated record. Lineage: Eukaryota; Fungi; Ascomycota; Dothideomycetes; Pleosporales; Leptosphaeriaceae.
AUGCACUACCAUCCACACGUGCCCCGUGCCCCGUCUCCAUUUAUCCAUAUCAGACGACAUGGGGACUCGAGCGAUGACGACUUUGGCGACGCCCCAGCUCCCAGACACGCUGGGAUGGGAAAGCGAAGCAUCGAUCAAAUAAUCGAACACGCCUUUGAAGACAGGCUCACGUCCAAGAAGAUGGCCAAGACCCUCGUCCUGACCUGUAAGAGCCCAAAUGUGGAGUACCAAUGUGAGCUCUGGCACGCCCGCCUCACGGCCUUCCAAAAAGACAGCCUUGGUUAUACAGACUUCCAGCAUCACACAAGUCCCGAGUGCAUUAUCAGAGCCUCUAUUUUCUACUUUCCAGGUUUUGGACUCACUGAACAUGAGCGGGCCCGGAUCCAGUCAACUAUGCACGCCCUUAUCCGAGAUGGGGUUUUGACCACUGAAGCAAAAACCGAGAAACAGUGGGUAGGCUCGGCUAUUGUUCAGCAGCUGGUUGAAUCUAUGUACGACAGCGGACUGCGCGAGGGUGUACGUGACUGGGAUGUCAUGCUUGUUGGAGGUCACAGGCUUGAACAUUUGGUUAUGUCUCUCAGGAUGCGGAAUGAGAAAAGAGCAAAGAACCAGGCCUUUGACGGACCAACGAAACGAUUCGGGAGUGUCGACAAGAAGGGGCUUCUACUGAUGUGUCCGAUCAAGGUUGUACUCGUCAUGGCGCUACACACUGGCAUGGUCCAAGCGACGUCGGUAGACGACCUUUUGCAACAGACUGCAUCGCGUCAAGACAAGACCGUUCAAUGGGCCGCCCCCACAAGGCACGCCUUAUGUGCAUUCUCUGGUAAUGGCGGUAGGCUACUGUUAGACACAGCUGCAAACUCUCGCCAGCUUGGAACAAUUCCAAACGAGGCCGCCAAUCAGGCUGGCAUCACUGUCCACACCACGCCACAUGACUUGUGCAGAGGGACGGCUCAGGACAUGGUCAACACCCCCAUCCAGGGUGUACAUGAGCGUACUUCACUGGGCACACGCACAGAGCGGGCUUGA